AUGGUGGCGGACCGAUCGCUUCCACGCCGGCUCUGGUCCGAUACAAUAAAAUUUACCAAGUGGAUCGUCCAGUAUGACGAUAUCGAGGCGCACCGCGUCGGUGUGCCGAUGGUCGGUGUGAAUGACUACGUGCGCAAGCACUGGCACCAUCCCGGCAAGGCUGCGCUCAGCUACGUCGAUACACUGUUUCCGAUGCGCAAAUGGAUCCUGUCGUACAACCUAACGUGGGGCGUCGGCGACCUGAUUGCAGGCAUCACUGUCGCCCUUGUGCUCGUGCCACAGUCCAUGUCGUACGCCAAUGUCGCUGGGCUUGCUCCGCAGUUUGGUCUCUACUCGUCGUUUGUCGGUGUCGUAAUCUAUGCUUUAUUUGCGACGUCCAAAGACGUGACGAUUGGCCCUGUGGCUGUCAUGUCCCUGCAAACGCAAAAUGUGAUCGAGCAGGUGACGAAUGCGACAAACGGCGCGUACUCACCGCAGGUGAUUGCGUCUGCUCUUGCGUUUAUGUGUGGGAUCAUCACGCUGGGCGUCGGUCUUUUGCGCCUUGGCUGGAUCAUUGAGUUUAUUCCUGCGCCUGCUGUGAGUGGUUUCAUGACGGGGUCGGCCCUCACGAUUCUCGUCGGGCAGCUCCCCAAGCUCUUUGGCGAGAAGAUUAGCAAUAACGAGGCCAUGUACAAGGUUGCGAUCAACUUUUUCAAGCACUUGCCCGAUACGCGGAUGGACGCCGCGUUAGGGAUCCCCGCACUCGUUUUCCUUUACAGCCUCCGCUCCCUCUGCAAUUGGAUCGCGCGACGCUACCCCCGCUACGCAAAAGCCGCCUUUUUUACUAGUGUCAUCCGCAGCGCGCUUGUCAUUAUCGUGCUCACCGUUGCAAGUCGCAUCUGGCUGGGCUCCUACCCGCACGGCGAGUAUCCCAUCUCGCUUAUCCUCGACGUGCCCCGCGGCUUCAAGAAUAUGGGACAGCCCGUGCUGCCCAACGAGCUGAUGAGCAAGCUUGGCUCGCAGCUCCCUGCGUCGGUUAUUGUGCUAUUGUUGGAGCACAUUGCUAUUGCGAAAUCGUUCGGGCGCGUAAACAGUUACAAAAUCAACCCGAACCAAGAGCUCGUCGCGAUCGGCGUGACAAAUUUGGUCGGGCCCUGCUUUGGCGGCUACGCCGCCACCGGCUCUUUUUCGCGCUCCGCCAUCAAGUCCAAGUCGGGCGUGCGCUCGCCCAUUGCAGGCUGGGUCACUGCCAUUGCCGUGCUCAUUGCCAUCUACGCACUCCCGGGUGUCUUUUACUGGAUCCCAAACGCGGGGCUUGCCGCAGUUAUUAUUCACGCUGUCGGCGACUUGAUUGCGUGGCCUCCGCAGCUGUACAAGUUCUGGAUGAUGAAUCCGAUUGAGCUUUUUAUUUGGGUUGCCGCUGUGUUAGUCACCGUGUUUACCAGUGUCGACUACGGUGUCUACACCUCCGUCGCCGCCUCUGCCGCCUUUUUGCUCAUUCGUAUUGCCCACCCGCGUGGCCAUUUCCUUGGCGUCGUGCAUGUCCAGCACACGGAUCACAACAGCCCCAUGGGAAUCCAAGCUAGGGAGGUAUUCGUCCCGAUGGACACACAGGACGGCAUGCGCGACCCUUCGAUUCAUAUCUUGCCCCCCCCUCCGGGCAUUUUUAUUUACCGCGUCGAGGAGUCGUUCACCUACCCCAACGCUUCGCGCAUGGCCGAUAUCAUCACGGACAAAAUCAAGCGCGAGACGCGCCCUACACAAGCUUCCGCAAACAUCAAGCCGGGCGAUCGCCCAUGGAACGAUCCAGGGCCGCCCAAUACCUACUUUCUCAAAGCAUGGCGCAAAAUCACCUUUUACAACCGCCGUCACAAAACACACUACACUGUAGAUGACCAGAUUGCCAAGGAAGCAGAGCUGCGGCGCAAUGACGCACGCCCUUUGCUCCACGCACUCGUCCUCGAUUUCGGCUCCGUGGGCAAUAUCGACUCCACCUCUGUCCAGACCCUCGUGGAUCUACGCAAUGCGGUGGAGCGCUACAGCGGCCGCACAGUCCAGUUCCACUUUGCACACAUCCUUAGCCCAUGGAUCCGACGUGGGCUCCUGGCCGGAGGCUUUGGUACCGGGGCGCUCCGACGCCACAUUACCGAGAUCGCCGGCGUUGUUCCACCACGCGAUACACGCACCGUGAUCGGCGAACAGCGACACUUGCCAGCGCUGGCGCAGGCGCCUGCAGCCGUUCCAGAGAGCACUCCACUUGCAGACACGCAGUACGACUUGCCUCCUACUUCCGCAGAUACUGAGGCGCAGAGCGCACACGGCCGGCCCCGCACCUCGUCGUUUGACGACGAUUUGAAAAACCUCGACGCGGUGUACGAUUGUUCGCACGUCGAGAAGGACCGCGACACCAGCCACGGCCAAAUUGCCGUGCCGAUCAUGUGGAACAACGAGCUCACGCCAUUUUUCCACCUCGAUUUACAAGCUGCGGUCGCCGCCGCCAUCGAGAGUUUACCGCAGCACGAUUCCGCGUAA
Malassezia vespertilionis is the source of this 2511-nucleotide messenger RNA. RefSeq lists its product as uncharacterized. Lineage: Eukaryota; Fungi; Basidiomycota; Malasseziomycetes; Malasseziales; Malasseziaceae. Gene Ontology annotation, molecular function: secondary active sulfate transmembrane transporter activity. The record is from RefSeq and is a predicted model, not a curated record. The transcript has a single exon. Gene Ontology annotation, biological process: transmembrane transport. Gene Ontology annotation, cellular component: membrane. The coding region runs from base 1 to 2511 and encodes 836 amino acids.